AUGAGGACCCUGGCCCGGGGAUCCUCGUCGGUCCGUGCUGCCCCGCGCCUCGCCAUUGCCAGCGCUGCCCCCGUUGCGCGCCGCGGUUUCGCCUCCACUUCCAUCAUGGCCGACGCCAAGUUCCGCUCCGAGAAGGACACCUUUGGCCCUCUGCAGGUCCCCGCCGACCGAUACUGGGGCGCACAGACUCAGAGGUCCCUGCAGAACUUUGACAUUGGCGGUCCCCAGGAGCGCAUGCCCGCACCCCUGAUUGAGGCUUUUGGCGUGCUCAAGAGGGCCGCCGCCACCGUCAACAAGCAGUUUGGCCUCGACGCCAAGGUGGCCGACGCAAUCUGCCAGGCCGCCGACGAGGUCAUUGCCGGCAAGCUCCACUCGCACUUCCCCCUCGUCGUCUUCCAGACCGGCUCGGGCACCCAGACCAACAUGAACGUCAACGAGGUCAUCUCUAACCGCGCCAUCGAGAUCCUCGGCGGCGAGCUGGGGUCCAAGAAGCCCGUCCACCCCAACGACCACGUCAACAUGAGCCAGUCGUCCAACGACACCUUCCCCACGGCCAUGCACGUCGCCUCAGUCACCGAGAUCACGCGCUCGCUGCUGCCGGCCCUCGAGGAGCUGCGCGUCGCCCUCGACGCCAAGCGCGCCGAGUUUGACGACAUCAUCAAGAUCGGACGCACCCACCUCCAGGACGCCACGCCCCUCACGCUGGGCCAGGAGUUCAGCGGCUACGUCAAGCAGGUCGAGAACGGCAUCGAGCGCGUCAAGGCCGUCAUCCCAAGGCUGAGCAUGCUCGCCCAGGGCGGCACCGCCGUCGGCACGGGCCUCAACACCUACAAGGGCUUCGACGUGGCCGUGGCCAAGGAGAUCUCCAACAUCACCGGUCUCCACUUUGAGACGGCGCCCAACAAGUUUGAGGCCCUCGCCGCCCACGACGCCAUUGUCGAGGCGUCGGGUGCGCUCAACACGGUGGCCGUGUCGUUCAUGAAGAUUGCCAACGACAUCCGCUACCUCGGCUCAGGCCCGCGCUGCGGCCUGGGCGAGCUGAGCCUGCCGGAGAACGAGCCGGGUUCGUCGAUCAUGCCGGGCAAGGUCAACCCGACGCAGUGCGAGGCACUCACCAUGGUCGCCGCCCAGGUCAUGGGCAACAACACGACCAUCUCGGUCGCCGGCUCGUACGGCCAGUUUGAGCUCAACGUCUUCAAGCCGGUGCUAAUCAAGAACCUGCUGCAGAGCAUCCGCCUCCUCGCCGACGGCGCGCGCUCCUUUACCAAGAACUGCGUCGUGGGCAUCGAGGCCAACCGCGACACGAUCAAGAAGAUCCUUAACGAGUCGCUCAUGCUCGCCACCAUCCUCAACAGCCACCUCGGCUACGACAACGUCGCCGCCGCGGCCAAGAAGGCGCACAAGGAGGGCACCAAGCUGGUCGACGCCACGGUCGAGCUCGGCUUCCUGACGCGCGAGGAGUUCGAGAAGAUCGUCAGGCCCGAGUUUAUGCUGGGCCCUGACGACUACCCCAAGAAGAAGUAG
Pseudozyma flocculosa PF-1 is the source of this 1524-nucleotide messenger RNA. RefSeq lists its product as uncharacterized. The transcript is spliced from 5 exons. The record is from RefSeq and is a predicted model, not a curated record. Gene Ontology annotation, biological process: malate metabolic process; fumarate metabolic process; tricarboxylic acid cycle. Gene Ontology annotation, molecular function: fumarate hydratase activity. Bases 1 to 1524 code for a protein of 507 amino acids. NCBI's taxonomy places the organism in Eukaryota, Fungi, Basidiomycota, Ustilaginomycetes, Ustilaginales, Ustilaginaceae. Gene Ontology annotation, cellular component: tricarboxylic acid cycle heteromeric enzyme complex; mitochondrion.